AUGCCACUUGGCAGCGACAGCAGUCCUAAUACUAAAUCCCAAAACCGACUCCUGCAGCUUGCAGUCCAGGAGAAGCACACAUGUGGUCGACUGCAACGACGGGCGAUACAUCUCUUGAGUCAAGCUGCUGAGCUUUCGGUGGAGAAAUUGACAACCAAUGUGCUGCCGCCCCUCUCCGCAGAACACGCAUUCCAUCCGGCGACCAAGCUCCUGAGCUGCAAUUCUUCUGGGCGGGGGGCGGGUGGGGGAGUGGGAGGGCUCUUGGCUUUGGCUGAAAGCUGGUGUUCCAUUGCGACCAGGGAUGGCAGACGCCUGAAGCUGGAAAGCAAGCCGAAGUCGGAGCUGGCAAUAGCCCGCUUCUUGUCACGUGGUGGUGGCUUCUGCAGCAGCCAGGCAGACGCAAGUUUGAAGGAGGUCGGGCUCGAUGCUCUAUGCCCCACGCAUUACAACAGGACGACGGCCGACUUCGUGCACCGCUAUCUUGUCAAGAUACAGCACAAGACGGAGAAGGUUCUCGCGGACCUGCAGCACAAGUCCAUCGCAUUGAUAUGCGACGCUAGCCCCAAAGCGAAGCACGAUGUGUGGCUUCCAGUGUUCGGGCUUCCGGAUUGCCUGUGUGUGGGAACUUUGCAGCGACUGUCGACAUUGCUGCCCAGUACUGCUACGGCAUCGCAGAAGCUGGGAGCAGCAAGCUUGGUGGCCGAGAGCCACACGAAAGCAAUGCUUGCCGAGUACACAACCAAACAAGAAAGAAAGAAGCUGCCGAAGGCACUCAGCUCCCUCAGGGAAGAUCGGCUGGCUGCGAAGCAGGAGCUGAAAUCAGUGGCCAAUGUGUUGUCGCACAUCGGCCUCGAUUUGGCCGAGGUGUUUCCAAGCUCCCGUUGUGCCCCCAUAGAUGCUGACAGCGAAGAGCGCCGACUGCACUGUGUCGGUGAUAUGCUGUAUGGCUACGUGAUCAACAAGUCGACGGGCGACGCCCGUUGGGACACCGUGGCCGAAGGAUUGCGACUAGUCCUGUGCCCCGACCAAGGGAGUGCACUUUACGCGACGUAUGAAUACAUGUGCCACUGCGGCGGAUCUGUGAACCUCAUACGCGAUGAGUUGCACAAGAUUAACAACCAUAUGGGACGUGUCACGUCGUGCAGCCCGGUGAUCAAGAGAAUGACUCUCUUGAGCGGUUGGCUCUUCAGAGCCAAGAAGUCUCCUUGGGGGACAAGCAACUUUGCCUCCACACUGAAGGAGGCCGGAGAAAGGAACAGCCUGCCCUACACCUCCGAUGCCAAGCUGAACUUCGAGAGGACGGUCGAAAUCCUUGGCAAGACCAUAAAGUACAACAGCGAGUCGUUCUCGUGGUCCCGCUGGUGCUCGUGGGCACACACUUCUGCUACUUUCCAGAUGUCGAGUACAUUGCUGUUGAUCCUCUGGAGCUCCCUUGAGGACGGGUUUGGUAGCUACAGUUUUGCUGCUGCUGCCAAGCUCCGUGCUCUGUAA
Messenger RNA from Symbiodinium sp. CCMP2592, 1491 nucleotides. The record is from the annotation of a GenBank genome assembly. NCBI's taxonomy places the organism in Eukaryota, Dinophyceae, Suessiales, Symbiodiniaceae.